Molecule: messenger RNA, 2686 nt
Organism: Danaus plexippus (monarch butterfly)
Lineage: Eukaryota; Metazoa; Arthropoda; Insecta; Lepidoptera; Nymphalidae
Gene: SrpRalpha
Product: signal recognition particle receptor subunit alpha homolog
Exons: 10
Coding region: 112-1917 (601 amino acids)
Biological process (GO): SRP-dependent cotranslational protein targeting to membrane
Cellular component (GO): endoplasmic reticulum membrane; signal recognition particle receptor complex
Molecular function (GO): signal recognition particle binding; GTP binding; GTPase activity
Source: RefSeq, a predicted model, not a curated record
AUAAACACGAGUCACAAUUUACGCAGUCAAUAGUCAAUACGUAGGUUUCAGAAUAGUGCGAAACAGCUGCUGAUAAUUAUCAAAGUGGAUUAACUAUCAUAAUUUUUAAAAAUGUUGGAUCUAUUUAGCAUAUUUAGUAAAGGAGGAAUCGUCCUGUGGUGUUUUCAGAGUACCAGCGAUAUAUUCUCGCCUUCUGUUAACGCUCUUAUACGUAAUGUUAUUUUACAGGAACGAACGGGCAAUAAUACGUUUAGCCAUAACGCUUUAAGUCUCCAAUACAAACUCGACAAUGAGUUUGAAUUAGUUUUCGUGGUAGCUUAUCAACGUAUACUACAAUUGUCUUACGUCGACAAAUUUCUAAAUGAUAUACACUUGGAGUUUAGGGACAAAUACAAAAAUGAAUUGCAAGGUGGCCAACAUAACAUGGACUUUGAUUUCAAAACUACAUUUGAGAGUGUUCUCAAGCAGUGUGAACAAUGGGCAAAAACACAGGCUCAGAUUCCGAAGCAGAUGCGAUCAUUUGAAGACUCGCAGAAGUCUAAAAAGACUGUCGCCUCUAUGAUUGAAAGGAAAGGAGAUGAAAAAAAUAAAAAAUCUGUGAAAAUAAUAGAAAACAAAAGCAUUCCCAAUGGCAAGGUAGAGGAGCCAGAGGCGGACAACGACUUGAUAGCUGCCAACAGAGCUAAACUGGCACAGAAAAUGGCAGCCAAAAACAAAAAGGAAGCCAAAAAAUCUCCAAAAAGUCCAAAAGCAACAGAUCGUGUGAAAAAGCCACGUGUCUGGGAACUGGGAGGUGAUUCCCGUGACUUACCCUCACUGGACUUCAGUACUGAUAAAGAAAGUUUUGGAGAAAUAGCCCCCGACACACAGUUGGUGGGUCAAAUGAAAGGCGCUAUUCGCGAUUUGGAAGUCGAGGAAUCUGAUGCAAGCAGUUCUGAAGAAGAAGAGACACAUCAACCCAGCCCCAAGAAGACGGGGGGAAUGUUCAGCAUAUUUAAAGGUUUGGUUGGCUCCAAAGCACUUACCGAGGAAUCAAUGCGGCCAGUGUUGGACAAGCUAAGAGAUCACCUCAUAGCCAAGAAUGUUGCCGCUGAUAUUGCUAACAAACUAUGCGACUCUGUUGCCGUUAAGUUAGAAGGAAAGGUUUUGGGCACGUUUGAUAGCGUCGCUACAACUAUCAAAGCGACUCUAACGGAGGCGUUAGUACAGAUCCUAUCUCCAAAGCGUCGUGUCGAUAUACUAAGGGACUGUCUCCACGCCAAACAACAAGGAAGACCCUAUGUUAUGGCUUUCUGUGGGGUGAACGGUGUCGGUAAAUCUACGAAUCUUGCGAAGAUAUGUUUCUGGUUGAUAGAAAAUCGUCUGUCAGUCUUGAUAGCGGCCUGUGACACGUUCAGGGCUGGUGCAGUGGAACAGCUAAGGACUCAUGUGAGGAGAUUGGACGCAAUGCACCCGGGGUCCGUCAAUCUGUAUGAAAAAGGAUAUGGUAAGGAUGCAGCGGGCAUCGCAAUGGAAGCUAUCAAGUAUGCAGCGGAUACCAAAUAUGAUGUGGUUCUCAUAGAUACAGCAGGUCGGAUGCAGGACAACGAACCUCUAAUGAGAGCUCUGGCCAAACUCAUUAAGGUCAAUGAACCCGACCUAGUACUGUUUGUAGGGGAGGCUUUAGUUGGUAAUGAAGCCGUCGAUCAACUGGUUAAGUUCAACCAAGCAUUGGCCGACCACAGCUCCUCGAGCAAUCCCCAUGUCAUUGAUGGGAUCGUUCUCACUAAAUUUGACACAAUUGAUGAUAAAGUCGGUGCGGCCAUCUCCAUGACCUACAUCACCGGCCAGCCUAUAGUUUUUGUUGGCACCGGACAAACAUACACAGAUUUGAAAGCUCUUAAUGCUACCGCAGUAGUUCAUGCUCUUAUGAAAUAAAUCCAUACAAUUCAUAGUUUUUUUUUAAAAACAAUAUUAAUAUAUGACUAAUUUUCUAUUGGGUUUUGUCUUUUACUUUAUUGUCAAUUAUAGCGGACGGGUGUGGUCUUGUAAUUUUUCAUUAAUUUUUUUUCUCACAAAUAUAGUACCAUAUAGUAUUGAUUUUAAACUAUGUAAUAAAAUUCUCCCUUCAAUUCAUCAUUGUUAAUAUAUGUAAUACCAAUUUACUGUUUGCGGGAUGUGGUUAAAUCUUCAAAAUAUACUGUUUGUUUUUUUUUUUUUUAUUGUCUUCUUCAGGCUUUUGAAUAUUAAUUAAUGCAUUGAAUCUAUGAUGUAUGUUCUUUGCUCUUAGACGCUGGUUAAAAAAAGGAACCAAUUAGCAAAAUGUACACAAAACGCGUAGAAUUAAUUUUACAGUGCCUUGACCCCGAAAUGUUAUUGAACAUUGGUUUAGCGAUUUUGUAAACAACACUGCCUUAUUAAAAUCAUGUAAUAUUUGACAUAUUUAUAUUAUUUGUUAAUUUGUUAUUAUAAAUAAUAAUAAAAAAAAAUAUUUGUUAUAUAUUUCGUUUUAAAUGUCAUAUAGUCUUAGGGGACUUAUUCAAUUAUAUUUGAUAAAUUAUAAACGCCGAAAAGUAUGAAGAUUUUAACGAUAUUGUCACAAUUGGGAAUGUGAUUUUUUUUUAAAUAGUUAUAUCAAAGUGUUUAUACUUUAUAAUACAACCGUGAACUUGUUCAUUGGGUAGCGAUUAAAUAAAUAUGAAAUAAA